AAUUGAAAGACAGCUUUGAUUCUUGACAACAGGACAGCUAGCAACCACUAUUUGCAAACACAAGCACGACCAUCGAGCAAAACAAACUCCAUCACCGAACCAUCGCUCAACUUGCAAACCUUCACAAUGGUCGCAUUCACAAACAUCCUCCUCACAAUCUUCUUGACAUCCUCGUCAAUCACACCUGCCCUCGCGCGCCCCAGCCCGCUCUCGCCAGACCCCGCGGGUGCCAAGAACGUCGGUAACGGCGCCGGCGGGCAGUUCAUAGGCGGGGCAUGCCUCAGCUCAGCAGACUGCGCGAGCACAUGCUGCGCAACGCUCAAUGGCGCAGGGAUAUGCUCCGGGCUGGGCGCCCAGUUCCAGGCAGGCAAGACGGGAUGCGGCUUCGGCGACGGCGGCGCAGCGGCACCACCCGCGGGCUCCCCGCCGGCGGCCCAGCCGAGUUCUGCCCCGGAGGCUCGACCUGACGCAGGUGCCGGAGCCGGUGCCGGCGCGGGAGCCAUUGACGCCUCGCUGCCCGGCUCGCAGAAUGUCGGCAAGGGGAACGGGUCGCAGUUCAUCACAGGCCAGUGUCUGAGUGAUGCGGAUUGUCAGUCUGGUUGCUGUGCAAAGCCGAAAGGCGUCUGUUCCGCCGUCGCGGUGCAAUUCGACAGCGGGAAGCAGGGAUGUGGGUUUGGUGCUGCUUGAGCUUGUGCACAAUGGGCGAGGGAGCGGACUUAUCCAGCGCAGCCUAGGCCUGCAGCAGGAUAUACUUUAGAAUUUGCAACCAAGCUGUUCUUUUCGGACUUCUGGGUUGGGGAAAUACAUGUCGGCGUUUUUGGGUACUGUCAGGGGACAUUCUGUAUUAUCUUCACAGAGCCCGUUGGGCUCCAGUACAAAAGUAGUGGAGGAAAUGCAAAGAUUUGAGCCAAUCCGACCAAGACUGUUUGGAGAU
Molecule: messenger RNA, 934 nt
Organism: Microdochium trichocladiopsis
Lineage: Eukaryota; Fungi; Ascomycota; Sordariomycetes; Xylariales; Microdochiaceae
Exons: 2
Coding region: 127-687 (186 amino acids)
Source: RefSeq, a predicted model, not a curated record